GGCUGCAACAGAUCGAGUGCGAGGACCCAAACUGUUCAGUGAAUCCGUAAGCGCCCACCAUAAGGAAGUAACCGAUUCCCGUGAACUUGGCCCUUAUUACGGUUCUUACUUCCACGUUCACUUUAACUUCACGCACACAUCACUUCACUUGUUUUUACCUAUUGUGACGUACAGUGAAGUGAUGAAAAUGAACUCCGUGAAGUGACAGUGAGGUGAUGUUCGGAAUAGCCCUGUUCAUUUCUCGUGACGUUCGUAUUCGACUGCAAAGAACUGUCAUGUGUUUUGUUUUGAAAAUCGAUAGAAAUUUCCCUGCAAGUAAAGUUUUUUUUUUUUGAAAAUGAGUGUGGAAUUAUGGUUUGAUACCGACAGUGAAGACGAAGAGGAAUAUUCCAAUCUUGCUGUCGAUCGAAGGCGGAUAAGUGAUAAUUCUAAUCCGUUGGAUCAAACCGAAAAAUCUUUCAUUCAAUUCUUCAGAGUAUCCAAGGAGAUUUUGAAAUACCUACUGGAGAUAAUCGAUGCAAAAAUCAAUCCAGUACAACUGUCCACGUCAGUGCCUCCAAUGAUCAUGCUGGCAGCUUCGUUGAGGUUUUUUGCAGAAGGCAACUACCAGAAGGGCGUAGGUAACGAUAGAUUUAUCGGAUUGGCACAACCAACGAUGUCUAAAGUGCUGCAACUUGUAUUGGACAUUAUUGAAACCGAAGUGUGCCCAGCUGUAAUCCAGUUUCCAUUCGAAGAAAGAGAAACAAAUGCGAUUAAACUGGGUUUCUACGAUAAAACUGGAUUUCCAGGAGUAAUCGUAUGCGUACAUGGAACCCACGUAAGCAUCAUCCCUCUGGCUCGCGACAAACACCUGUUUUACCGAGGGGGGCGACACAUUCUAAAUCUCAAUUCUAGAUGCUCAAAAAAUCUCACACUAGCGAAUAAAUCUUCGAAAAAUCUUCUUUCAUUUCUCGCAUCUACUUGCUUCGCACAUCAUCUUUUUGCAGGAAAUCUUCAAUAUCGUGAUAAAUCUUCUUUCUAUCUACUAAACGUACGCGCAGCUAGCCACAGCAAAACAUAAUAUUUC
Ochlerotatus camptorhynchus is the source of this 1066-nucleotide messenger RNA. Its product is annotated as putative nuclease HARBI1. Lineage: Eukaryota; Metazoa; Arthropoda; Insecta; Diptera; Culicidae. The transcript is spliced from 2 exons. The record is from RefSeq and is a predicted model, not a curated record. The coding region runs from base 338 to 1060 and encodes 240 amino acids.